This is a messenger RNA of Capsella rubella, 1462 nucleotides long. RefSeq names its product protein BPS1, chloroplastic. The coding region runs from base 247 to 1284 and encodes 345 amino acids. The transcript has 3 exons. Lineage: Eukaryota; Viridiplantae; Streptophyta; Magnoliopsida; Brassicales; Brassicaceae. Gene Ontology annotation, biological process: shoot system development; root development. The record is from RefSeq and is a predicted model, not a curated record.
UUUGCUUGUUUAUCUGUAGAAGAAGAAAUUAAAAAAAAGGCAACUUUGUGUUUGGUCCAUAUAUGAAGAACGCGUUUCAGUAAACCUAUCUUUCCUGGAAAAUUCUGUGUCCUCAAAAGUUUAGUCUUCUGAUUUGUCGAAACUUCUCUCAGGCGAAUUCGAGUUUCAUUGUUUUUGGAGUUACCGGUGUAGUUUUUAUCCGCGGAUCUCUCUAUCUCUCUCUCUCUUUAGUUGAAACUUAACGAAAUGGCUCGUCCACAAGACCCUCCACGUGGUUUCUUCCCUUUUGGGAACCCGUUUAAGAAUCUAUCUUCGAAGAACUCGGUACUGUCCUCAAAGCUUCUCUCACUCUUGAACAAUUUUGAGACCAACUUAGCAUCUUCUAUUACAAAGCUUGUCCCAAAGGAGAAGAGCGAAAUCCUUACUGUUUCAUGGAUGAAACUAGCUAUGGAAUCUCUGUGCCAGACACAUAACAAUAUCAAGACCCUUAUAACCGAUCUAGAGCUUCCUGUAUCAGAUUGGGAAGACAAAUGGGUUGAUGUCUAUCUUGACAUCAGUGUGAAACUCCUUGAUCUCUGCAAUGCUUUUAGCUCUGAGCUAACCCGUCUCAACCAAGGCCAUCUCUUACUCCAGUUUGCUUUGCACAACUUAGAGGCAAACUCUCCUCAGAAUCUGUCGAAAGCUCAAUCAUCACUAGACAGCUGGAAGAAACAUGUUGUUUCCAAGAACCCGAGAAUUGAAAAUUGCCGUGCAAUCUUGAGCAGCCUUGUCCAAACCUUGAACCUCCCCAAGGUGAAAAACUCGGCCAAAGGAAAAGUCUUGAUGCGGGCUCUAUAUGGUGUAAAGGUUAAGACCUUGUACAUCUCUGGUGUGUUUGCUGCAGCGUUCUCAGGUUCAUCGCAGAAUCUGAUGUACCUGACUGUCUCAAGCGAGCUUCCAUGGGCACAAUCCUUCAUGGAAAUGCAGAACACCAUGAACGGAGAAAUCAAGAACAUAUUCCUAUCAGACAGGUUAACGGUGUUGAAAGAGCUCGAGGCAGUUGACUCAGGUGUUAAGAAGAUUUACCAUGCGAUCCAACAAGGAUCAAUAGAUCCCAUCUCGCUGCAGCCAUUGAAGAAUUCGGUUACAGAGUUAUCGAAUGGGCUAGAUCUUGUUUCGAAGGAAGUCGACUGUUUCUUCAAGAUACUAUUAUCGGGGAGAGACACAUUACUAGAGAACCUGAGGUCGAUGGGCACAUCAACCAUAUUGGCAACAUCACCAAAAAAGGCUGCCGGAAAAAAGUAAAGAGGGUUGUGAUUGACUGUGAUUGUGUGUACAGAUGGUCUUACUUUAAGUGUUCCAUCUUGGUAAUGAAUGUAUUAGGGGUUUGUGAUAUUGUAGUCGUUUGUAUGAGAUGCUUUGAAAGUACUAUUUGUAUAAGUAAAGGUCUUAUAAACUUAUAUAUAAAUCGCUAUUGUGAACA